Molecule: messenger RNA, 1504 nt
Organism: Lotus japonicus
Lineage: Eukaryota; Viridiplantae; Streptophyta; Magnoliopsida; Fabales; Fabaceae
Exons: 7
Coding region: 77-1225 (382 amino acids)
Source: RefSeq, a predicted model, not a curated record
CUAAGGGGUGGGGCACCAAACUCAAUUCCCUUGUUUUCCUGGUUUGUCACUCUCUCAUCUCUCUCUCUAGCUCACCAUGACUGAACUUCUUGCUACGAACCCGCUUGCCAUUUCAGCUGCAGAUUCUUCACGCUUUCCCUUUCUCAAUUCAUGCCCCACUCCUUCAACCAGAACCCAACUCAACCCAAAUUAUCACACUCUCUUUUCUCCCAAACUAUCAAAAAUCACCGCCGGCAGCAAGAGCAUCUCCGCCGCUCUCAGCUCCCGGAACAGCAGCUCCGGCUCAAGGGGUCAGAGCUUCUACGACGAAAUCGAGUUUGAGGACAGUAAGGUGAAGAAUUUCGGGUUGGAGAGAAAACCCUUUGAUGAGGGUUCGCCCCAUGAAACUGGGUCUAUCCCAUUUGGUGAUGGGAAGGGAAAUGGAAAGAGGGAGACCCAUUUGGGAGAAGAUGAUGAUUUGGUGAAGGUUCAGGGAGAUGAAGAUGGUGGCGUUGAUUUGAGAGAAGAUGAUCAAGUUGGUGGGAAGCUUAGAUUGAGAAGAGGAGGUAAACAGAUGAUAAGAAGGUCUAAUUUGUUGGCGAAGCAGGUGAUCAGCGUUCGCUCUGCGCUGAGCUUGGGAUUCGUCUCGCAGCUCUGGGUGGACACCACUUCUUGGAUGGUAUUAUUUGUGGAGGUGAGGCCAAACUUGCUUUCUGGGGAUUCUGAAAAAAUCCUUCUGGAGGAUAUUAGUCAGGUCGGGGAUGUUAUCCUUGUUCAAGAUGAAAGUGUGAUAGACACUGAAUAUAAAAUGAUUAGAUUGGAGACACUGGUUGGAUACAAAGUUGUAACGCCCUCUCAACGGAAUAUUGGAAAGGUGCGUGGGUACAAUUUCAGCAUUAAUACAGGUGCUGUUGAAGAACUUGAGAUCGAUUCAUUUGGACUAUCCAUUAUUCCAUCAAGUUUGGUGAGUACCUAUUCUUUGCUGGUUGAGGAUGUAUUGGAAGUUGUAUCUGAUGCUGUUGUUGUGCAUGAAGCUGCAGCUUUACGCAUACAAAGGCUUUCAAAGGGAUUCUUGGGCAACCAGAAUGCUGGAAUUUCGGUUGGUGAUGUUGAAGAUUAUGACUACGAACAAUCUGAGGCAUAUGACCGUAUUUCAAGGAGAAGAAAGAGUUUUGGACGAAAGAAACCAAAUCAAAGAGAUUGGGAUAAUGAAGAUAACUGGGAGCUUCCAAUGGACUACCUCUGAUUCUCAUUGAGUUCCUGAUAAAGUUCAUAUUAAACACAUUUUUAUUGAAAGUUCAAAUAAUCAUAUCAGAAACACCAAUAGUCUUCUGUUUUUCUUUUUUUUUUUUGCUGGUAAAUAGGCUUUCUUUUGUAUAUAGUUCAUUUCAAUGAACUUCUUUAGAUUUUUCUCUUGCUAUGUAUUUUAGCAGUGUAUUUGCCUAUCCCAUACCGAAUAAAUGCUAGGUACGUAAUAUAAGCAGUUUCCCAUAAUUUUAAAUGGAUGGUGUUUAUUUUUCUUUUC